Molecule: messenger RNA, 1738 nt
Organism: Jaculus jaculus (lesser Egyptian jerboa)
Lineage: Eukaryota; Metazoa; Chordata; Mammalia; Rodentia; Dipodidae
Gene: Nicn1
Product: nicolin 1
Exons: 6
Coding region: 81-725 (214 amino acids)
Cellular component (GO): nucleoplasm
Source: RefSeq, a predicted model, not a curated record
GGCUCGGCUGGGGAAGCGAGUGAGGAUUAGUGGUGGGAGGUUGCAAGCUGUGAUUGCGCUUGUUCGCAGCCGCUGGUGUCAUGUCCCGGGUGUUAGUGCCCUGUCAUGUGAAAAGCACCGUAGCCCUUCAAGUAGGCGACGUGCGGACCUCCCAGGGUCGGCCCGGCGUGCUGGUCAUCGAUGUCACCUUCCCCGGCGUCGCGCCUUUCGAGUUGCAGGAGAUCACAUUUAAGAAUUACUACACAGCCUUUUUAAGCAUCCGUGUCCGCCAGCAGUCUUCAAUGCUCACACCGGGCAAGUGGGUAACCUGCCUGCGGGACUACUGUCUGAUGCCUGAUCCACACAGUGAAGAGGGAGCCCAGGAGUAUGUAUCUCUGUUCAAGCACCAGAUGCUGUGUGACAUGGCCAGAGUACUGGAGCUGCGCCUGAUUCUGAGGCAACCAUCACCUCUAUGGGUAUCUUUCACCUUGGAGGAGCUGCAGAUCUACCAGCAGGGACCAAAGGUAAGCCCUGCUGUGAACUUCCCCAAGUGGCUUUCCCACCCAGUACCCAGUGAACAGCCUGCACCCCUCCAUGAGGGUCUCCCAGACCCCAGCAGAGUAUCCUCUGAGGUGCAGCAGAUGUGGGCGCUGACAGAGAUGAUUCGGGCCAGUCACACCUCCACAAGGAUCGGCCGCUUUGAUGUGGAUGGCUGCUAUGACCUGAACUUGCUCUCCUACACUUGAGUGACAGCUAUUUCCCGACACAUUGGUCUCCUGUGCCCGCCCAGACAUGGUUUGGGCCACCAGAGGCUGAAGCUUGUUCCCUGUGCAUCCAAGUUCUAUGUGGGUCACAUUGACAAAUUCAGAAUUCUUAGGGCUCACCCAGUUGCUUCAGCAUGAGUUCCUGGCAGGGGUACGCACUCUUAUCUUUCUCUGUCUGCAAUGCAAAUUCCGUCUCUUAACCUAAAAACACUCUGGUUCUACUUGUUAAGAAUCCUUGAGCAUCCUCCACCCAUUUUGCCAACAUGCACACCCACCCCUGUUGGCUACGGGUUCAGUUCCCCUACUAAGUCCUACUGAGUACAGUGGGCUGGAAUAAAACUGCUGUAUCUAGCCCUGGAAGGCACCUCUGCCCUGUCAAGGUCUUAGCCUGAGGAAUAUAUGCCCCAUUCCUUCUGCUUCCCCUAGUGCCCCCCCAUACCCCAUGUUCUAACCACAAAAAGAAAUUUCCUGCUUAAACUCUAUGUAACCUGCCUUGGAGACAAAGCUGGAGAUUUGAAGACCCUGAGUCUGAGGUCCCUAAACUGGCUCCUGAGUGUGUUUUCUAUUGAGUCUGAGAACCAAACCUGUAGACUGUCUGCCAUCUGACAUAGCCCAGAGCACAGGAUGCAUGCCCCUCUUCUAGUUGCUUCUUUCUAGUCAUGAUGAGAGAACAACCUUGCCUUGAGGGAAAUGGGGGAACAUUCCAAGUGAGGGUCUCACUGGUCCCUUUUGAGAGGCUAAGGUUCUCUGUUACCUUAGGCCAACUACUGAAUCAUGCAGGCUACCUGCAUUUCCUGUGCUAAAAUUCUGCUUCCUGAUGGGUGCAGUGGAGCACAUCUUAAAUCCAGCAUUUGAGAGGCAGAGGUAGGAGGAUCGCUGUGAGUUAGAGGCCACUCUGAGUACAUAGUGAAUUCCAGGUCAGCCUCAGCUAGAGGGUGACCCUACUGAGAAAACAGAAACCAACCAAAAAAAAAAAAAAAAAAAAAAAAAAAUUC